AUGGGCUUCUCAGUGACGGGCCGAGUUCUGAACAGUGUGGAUGGAGAGGGUGUUCCUGAUGCCACGGUGUCCCUCAACAACCAUAUCAAAGGUAAGCCCCUCAAAGACUCUGAGGUUUUGUGGUGGUUUGGAAAAGUCGCAGCAAAAUAAACGUUAUAAACUCCGAGUCUUUGACUGUGCCUCUCUGUACCCGCAGUCAUCAGUAAGGAGGAUGGCUCCUUUCGGCUGGAGAACAUGACAGCCGGCACCUACACCAUCCGUGUCAAUAAGGAGCUCAUGUUCUUUGAGCCAAUCACGGUGAAGAUCGCUCCGAACACUCCACAACUUCCUGACAUCAUCACAGCAGGGUACAGUUCCCGCUCUCUUCCUCAGACUCUCACAGAUUUUUCAAAGUCUCCAUUUUUUAUUUAUUUAAAUGACUAAUGUAAGUAAGAGAGUUCUCAUGUCGUUCCCACGCAGGUUCAGUGUGUGUGGCCAGAUCUCCAUCAGCCACCUGCCUGAAAGUAUGAAGCAGCAGGGCCGCUACAAGGUCACUCUGACACACCGGGACCAAGACAAGAGCUCCAGUAAGACCAUCGACUCUGAUCCCCAGGGGGCCUUCUGCUUUCAAGCCAAACCUGGAGACUACAGCGUCCAUGUAAGACUCAAGUUUUAGUUCUGAAACUGUUUGAACUGAAUCCUCAUGGCUUAAACUUCAUGAACUCUUCAAUCCUUUUUUUCGUGUUACAUAUAGGUGUUGCUUCCUGAGAUGGAGGUGAAGGCAGGUCUAGCUCUGCAGCCUCAGGCCCUGGAAGUAUCGCUUGUGGACCGACCCCUCACAGACCUGCUCUUCACCCAAUUCAUGGCUUCUGUCUCUGGGAAAGUCUACUGUUUAGGUAAGGACUCCAAACGUAAAUGUAACCCAUGAAUCCUCACUGAAACUGACUCUGUGUCCUGGGGUUUGUUUCCAGCCUCCUGCGAUGAUCUGUCGGUGACCCUGCAGCCUGUGAGUCGACAGGGGGAGAGAAGAUCGGUGGCUCUGCCUGGCGGCGGUGACACCCUCAGCUUCUCCUUUGAUAGUGUCUUACCUGGGAGAUACAAAGGUCAGGAUUCACUUUAGUAACAUUUCAAAUACAACCCUGAUUAUCUAACGCCUGAAUGUUGGUAAAAGUGGAAUUUGAUGGUUUGCAAAUCAUUGAAAUUAUACAUUUAAUGAAAAGUGGUUUAAAAGCUACAUACCAGAUGAUGAACCAGGAAUAUGUAUGGUUGUUGUAAAAUCGAUGUCAACAUUAGUCAUUAAAGAAAACAGACUAAUGUGGUUGUAUAAUGCUAAUAACACCUGGAGGAACAUCGCCAUGGUGACACAACUCACGCACUCUCCUUCAGCAGCUGCUUGUUUGUGGGGGAGCCCUGACGAGUUGAUCACAGAGGGCAGCAGAGUUUCGCAGCUCAAGGAAGAACAUUUAUGAUCAUAACUUCAUGGACAUGCAAUCAGACCGAGACGCUAAGGCAGAAGAACUACUGUAUCUGCAGUGCAAAAUGAUUAUUAUGAUGAUUAUUACUUCAGGGAAAUUUUCCACUGCACUCGGUGACCGACUCGUCAGGGCUCCCCCCACAAACAAGCGACUGCUGGAGGAGAGUGGGUGAGUUGUGUUUGGUCUCUUUGCUAAGGAAACCAGACUGGGACCCUAUAUGUCCUGUUGAUGAUGUUAGGUGCUGUUUUGAGCAUUAUUUGUGGCUGUAGAGUGGCUUUUUGGUUGAGGUUUGAUUGUGACUCCAUAGACCGCUGUGUAUUGCUAUCGUGUGGUCGCUACUAAAGUUGGUAUAAUUAGAGAAGCAAGCAGUUGGCAACAUUUAAUCUCUUGAGGGGUUGUCUAACUCUGUAUUUAGUGUGUUUGACCAAAACUUAAUUUUAUGCCGGAAUAUCCCUUUAAAAACAGAUGACUCAGAAAAUCACUGCACUGACUCUCUGAUGUCACUAUCUGUAAAGACAGUAUGCAGCUGCAUCUUUAAAUGCUGAUUAAAACUGUACAAUGCUUAAAAGGAAACUGUGUGUGUUAGCAUAAUACAGAAGCAUCAACCACUUCUCCUCAGCGUCCCAUCUGUUUUGGAAAUGAGGUUGUAGUUAACAGUAGGAUUAAUAAAUGUUGCUGUGGUAUUUAUUUUUCAGUCUUGAAUGUUUUUUUUCUACUCAAGGCUGAAUGGGAGUUAUUCUUUUUCUGAUUAGGGAAACAAAAACUUGUCAUUAUUCGCAGUUUUGUUAAAUGAAGGGAGAGCCCAGAUGCAAAGUCAGCAUGCGGGUCUGGACUCCAACACUGAAAGGCAACAAAUGAAUCAAAACCGGCUCCCUUAUCCUUUGUGCAUUUCUGUUCAGAAAUGACUCUAAUUACUUUCUAAUGAUUGUUUUAUGAUCAAUUAGUAAUUACCAACUUUUGAUCAUAAUUGGUUUUUCCUGGCAGCUUACAGGAAGCACACAUCACCAGCCAGCCUGCCUUCACCUUCUGGAGCCGCAUCCAUCUCGCUCGCUGUUCAAUACACACAAUCUGUUUUAUGCGCCUGCAAGCUGUUUGCACACACAGCAGCUCUGAGGCACGUUUACUCAGCUUGAAGUGUUGCCAGGACCGAGCGGUGCUGAAAGUUUACUUUUCGGUUUUUAUAAAAUGAGAUCAUGGAAAGGUCUUGUGAGGAAAAGUUUCAACCUUCAAAUGAUCACUCAGUACGUUUACAUGACACUCGAGAAAACCAAAUUAUUAUUGAUUAAAACCGAACAACUAAAGUGCAUGUAAACACCUUAGUCAAAAAAACGAGGCUCCAUCUUCUUGCUCGUAAAAUGCCCAGCAGCAGUUGUCACCACUUCUGACGUCAGGCACAGACCUGCUGUUGUUGUUGACAGUUGUAUGUUGUAUACGGCGCUGCUGAAAAGACCCAUACCGCCCCCUAGUUUUGGGGAGGAGUCAUGUUCACCUUCAAUAAUUUGAUUUUCUCAGCUGCAUGUAUAUGCGGACAAGGAGAAAAGUCCGAUUCGGCGAAAAAAAAAAAAAAUUAUGAGCUUAGUCCGAUUAAGUUGUUGAUGCACUGACUGUGUCUGUGAUUAGGGGUGUCCUGAUGCAACGAUACCGAUAUUUUACCCUUCAGUAUUGGCCGAUAUCGAUAUUGAGCUGAUAAUUGUGCAGGACAAGUUUUGCACUCAGCUGCAACAUCUUUUUCAGACUUAAACAAAAAAAUACUGCUACAAGGCCGACAUCACUCCCACUCUUUGCUACCUUGUUUGUACCUUAGUACACACUGUUGUUGUGAUCAUGUGGGCUCUGCAUGCUGGAUCAGGGCGCUGCUAGAUAGGGGUGCCGGAGCAGACUCUGGAAUGGACUGCUUGUAUCGGAGUGCUGAUAUCGGAAACUUUAGAUGAUGGCUGAUAUUAGGGCUGGGCGAUAAAAUGAUAACGAUAAAUAUCGAAAAUUAAUUUCCCUCGAUAUUGGUAAAAACAUGGUCAGUUUGCUGAAUUAGAACCAAGUAGCAAACAACUGUGUAGUAACAGGCUGCAGCUACACGCAAACAUAGCACUUUAACACAUGAAGUCAGAGGAGCAGAGUAAUUUGUACUGCCUGUUAUGUCGAGUACAUGUUCUUGCGAAGUCGGGGAAUACCUCAAAUCUUUUUCAUCACCUGAAGCAGUGCCACGCGGCAGAGCACGCACAGUGCAAAAGGUUACAAACCCUGAGCGGAGCAAGGAGCCCAUGGCGCCUGUGCAGCCGAAACAGCCCACCAUUCAGUCCGCUUUCUCUAGCGCAACGCUUUACGAAAAAAUGUUCAAGACAUAAAGACCUGACAUGCUACCAAUAAGCACUGUUAAAUUUCAUUUUUUAUAUCAUUAUAUAUAUCGUUAUUGACUGAUAUGAAAAAAAAAAACAUGAUAAACUUUUUUCCAUAUCGCCCAGCCCUAGCCGAUAUUAUCCAUUAUUCAUUUUUUUGCUGAUACUGGACCGAUAUCUGAUAUCAAUAUCGUAUCGGGACACCCCUAUCUGUGAUUCUUAAAAAAUGGAAACCUUUUAUCAUCUGUUCUUCUGUGUCUCUCUUUCUUCUUUUUCUCCACCUGCCAGUGAGUAUCUCUCAUGAGGAGUGGUGCUGGAAACAUAAAUCCAUGGAAGUGGAGGUUCUGGACUCAGAUGUUUUGGGGGUGGAGUUCAGACAGAUUGGCUACAUACUGCGCUGUUCCCUCUCUCACGCCAUCACCUUGGUCUGUAUUCAGUCGAUCUCUUGAUGUUUUAGCAGAUGGUGAUACACGCACUUGAAUUAUUCAAACGCUAACCGUGGGCGAUUUUCUCUGCAGGAAUUCUUCCAAGAUGGCAGCAAACCUGAAAACGUUGGCAUGUACAACCUCUCCAAGGGAGUGAACCGCUUCUGCCUCUCCAAGCCGGGUACGGUUCUUUCUCCUCUGACCUCUCGUUAGCUAAACAUAGUGAGAAUUAGCAUAUCAAGCAAAAGGAAAAUAAGUACCAGCUGCUCCCUCGUGCAUAGUAACGGUGUUUAGAGCCAAAAGGUCUGUGUCAGACUUAUCUAAAUUUAAAAAUGGACCAAAGUCAUUAAUCAAGUAAAUCGCCUCGUCCAGGUGUUUACAAAGUCACCCCUCGCUCCUGCCACCAGUUCGAGCAGGAGUUCUACACCUACGACACGUAAGUGAUGACCUCUGCGUCCUUCUCUGCUCAAAGUGACCUCGCUCUGCACAGCUUCAUCAAACGCUGGUUAUACUUUCUAUCCAACAGCUCGGCUCCAAGUAUCCUGACCCUCACUGCAGUGCGCCAUCACAUGACUGGGCUCAUCACCACUGACAAGAUCCUGGACGUCACCGUUACUAUCAAGUAAUGUCAACAUGAAUCCAGAGCUGCUGCUGCUGCUGCACCUCCGUCUGUUUUUUGUUUUGUUUUAAGCCUACAUUUUAAUUCUCUCCCUCUAAACGGUCAGAUCGUCCAUCGAGAGCGAGCCGGCGUUAGUGCUCGGCCCCCUGAGGAGCCUAGAAGAGCAGCGGCACGAGCAACAGCUGGCAGAGAUUAAGCUGCGGCGUCAGGAGCGGGAGCGGCGAGCAGCCGAGGAGGAUAAAGGAGCGAAGGACGACAGCCCUCCUAUGCAGGAGAAAGCUGAUGAGCUGACAGGUCCUUUCCACUACGAGUUCUCCUACUGGGCCAGGUCAGAAAAAAACCUUUCUUAUUCAACCACUCAAUAAAAUUAGGACCUCAGCGCAGGGCUGUGUCUAGAGGGGUGGCCGGGGUGGCCUUUGCCCAGCUUGAGAUCCAAUUCCUUGUGAAAAAAUCAGUGAUUCAGACUCUGGUAGUUUUGAUUGAAAUGAAGUUUAUUUAAAAUUGUAUCUUUAAUGAUUUAUAUGUUGCUUCUAAGUUGGGUUGUUUUCUUUCAUGGUUUGUUUUUGGGAUUUUAUGCCUUCACUGAGGGACAGGAGGCAGAGUGUAAAGUAGCAAACUGGGAGAAAGAGCGGGAAAAGGAGCGCAGGCUGGAAUUAAACACGGGUCGCCUCUCUACGUUGGGCAUUUGAUUUAACUACCUGAUCUAGUUUUCUAGUUUUUCAACAUUACUAAGGUACAUCCAGAAUAUGCCUUUAGGCCCAAAACAAACACAAAUCAGAGCUGAGCAGUUUGAGAAGUCAGAGUCAUUCCAGCAGGUCACAACGCAGUGACGUACUUCAAGAGACUUUGUAAUCAAAAUAGGGCUGCAUGAUUCAUCGAUUUUAAAUCAUAAUCAGAUUAUUUGAUUAUGACAAUGUUAAAAAAAUCAAAUACUGAAUUCUAUUUUUAGCCAGAAUCGUGCAGCCCUAAAUGAACCUUUUCUUGUUAACAGUGUGUUAUGUCGGACCACAAAGAGACACAUUUGGAGCAUUUACUUUGUUUUAAAAAGUUCAUUUUUUUCGUUUUAAUGGUUUAUCUAUAAGCUUUGAAAAUACUCGUUCAAAGACGCUCCAAAACAACAGCCACCUUGUGUCCAUUAAAGUGAGUGAGCAGUGAGUCACUGUGUUGUGUUUCACUUUCACAGGGCUGGAGAAAAGAUCACAGUAACACCCUCCUCCAAGGAGCUCCUGUUCUACCCCCCUGAGGUGGAAGCUACUAUCACUGGUGGUGAGCGUCGACACACACACUUUGAACUGAUGAAUACACCUUUGUCUUUUGAGGCUGUCCGUCUUCCUUUAGAUGUGUAAGCCCAGCUGAUUUGUAGGUCUUAGCUUGUGGUGACAAAGAGGAAUAAAACUUCCUUUACAUGCAGUAAAACCACAAGGCGAUCUCUCCACAGAGUCCUGUCCAGGGCGGCUUGUUGAAAUCACCGGACGUGCCGGUCUCUUCUUAGAGGGCAAAGUGUCACCAGAGCUCCAAGGAGUGGAGAUCUACAUCAGCGAGAAAGGAGCUGCUUCACCGCUCAUUACCGUGGUUACAAAUGAGAUGGGCGCGUACAGGUGAGGGGGGCUGGAGCUUUUUAUCCGAGCUUCUAGGUCUCUGUGAGGCAUACGGAGCUAGCGUGCACUACUUCUGGUUCUUUUCUAAUUUCAAAAUAAAAGCACUAAAGGCCAAAAUAUACAUUUUUACUGCAAAUGAAUAUUGUUUUCGUCAUAUUUACAACGAAGACGUAACGUUGACGAGCUUAACAUAAAUCGGAGAUGACUAAAAUGUGACGAGACGAAAGUGCGUUUACGUUGAUGGGACGAGACGAAAAUGGCGAACAGAGUUGCAAAACUCUGUCAGUUAAACGCUAAACAUAUAGGAGCAGCUUCAGUCCGCUCUGACAGCUCUCAUCAGCCUGCUGUGCUCCUCCAACACACAGACACACACGCGUGCGCGCACACACACACGUGGAGUUUUGUUUUUGUUGACGAAGACGUUGACGAAAAUAUUUUCGUCAACGUCAUGGUUGACGAAAACAACACUACUGCAAAUGAAUAUCGGCUCUACAUAUCUGUUAAUAUCUGUUUCCUUGAUUACCAAUAAUCAGUAUCAGCCCCGAAAUAAAACUUAUCGAUCAAACCUUACUUUUAAGAUUUUUAUUGUCAGAGAUUUCUGUCUUUAUCCCAAAGCAUUAUGGGAACCUUACUGAUCCCUCUAAUCUGGUUUGUGGAGGUGAUAUUGUCGAUCUUCUGCUGUCUUUUAUUGCAUUAAACUCUCUGGAAAAGCCCCUGAAGGAGUCUAGUAACUCAAGAUUUAAUUGGUUGUUGCUUAACAGUCAUAAUUAUCCAACUAAUGUGCCGACUUCUCUUUCUUCGUCGUUUCAACUCUCCUACUUCAGUCCGAGUGUUAGUAACGGAAGUUGGAGUUGGUUUAGACUGAUUUUGGACUGUUACUUAGUUUGGAUACGGGACUGUUCAUGAGUAAAACCUCAUGACACAAGGUAAAAAGUCAAAAUUCAUCCUGAAAACUUGCUUUCCUAAGCUUGUCCUCUUCUUCUUUUUUGCUCCUCCUGUCUGUCCUUCAGUGUGGGUCCACUCCACAGUGACCGGCAUUAUGAAAUCAGUGCCAGUAAAGAGGGUUUCGUCCUGAGUCCUGUGGAGGGAACGCAGGGAGAUUUCAAGGCCUUCGCUCUGGCUGGAGUCACCUUCAAGGUAAAACGGACAAUACUCACUUCUGUCACGUAUUUUCCUCCUGGUAAUAAGUCGUUUUUACUCGACCUGUGAUGUCUUACAAUCACAGCUUCUUAUUCGCGCUCCUGUUUCUGUUUCAUUGAGAGUAAAGAAAAAAGAAAAAUCGCUGAUAUAAGAAGAAUCCGUUUCUCCACCGUGUGUUUCCAGCGUUUCAUCUCUGAACAGCCUUUGUUCAAAAAGUCCACGAGGUCUUUAUAUCAGAUCAUCAGCGUUCAUUUCCCCUUCAGACUUUGAUGAAUUGCUUUUAAAACCUUUCGUUCGUCGUCAAGACCGAAUUUGUUGUCAACUUUAAUUGUCAUUAUUUUCCAUUCUCACUGAAAUAGAAAACUGGAGACUCUAGACUCACCUGUCAGCCUGAAUACACCCACAAAUUCACAAUCUGACAGAUCCAACACGUAUUUCAUCCACAUGAGUGAACAGGAUUAAACGAUCACCUCUCGGAGUUCACCUGCAGCUGUGACUCAUUGACUUCGACUCGUCUUCAGCUACCUCUGAUUUAACUCUGACCAGUCUAAAGAUGACAGUUUAUUUCCCUCAUGACAUGUCGUCUCUAUCAUCCUCUCCUUUAUUCUUUCUCUGUGCUCCAGAUCAAAUCAGAAGAUGGUCACCCGCUUUCAGGCGUCCUUCUGUCUCUGAGCGGCGGACAGUUUCGUUCCAACUUGUUGACCCAGGACACCGGUGUGCUCACCUUUAACAACCUGGUGAGGAUCCUGUCCACCUCUGUUUUUAUCUGUGUGAGGUGUUAAGAUGUGAGCUGAGUCUGUAAAAGCUGCUUUGUUGCUCCGGUAAUGUAAAGAUGUGUGUAUUUUUCUGUUUUCCAUUAUAUAAAGAGAUGUAACGCUUUUCUCUCCUCCAGAGUCCCGGUCAAUACUACUUCAAACCAAUGAUGAAGGAGUUUCGCUUUGAGCCGGCAUCUCAGAUGAUCACAGUGGAGGAGGGUCAAAACCUCAGCAUCGAUAUAACUGGCAUUAAAACUGCCUACAGGUACAGGAGUGUACAUGACACAGACAGAUGGUUACAAAACAGUUUAUUAUUAUUAUUAUUAUUAUUUAAUUUUUUGGGGGUGGAGGGGGUACGAAGCAGGUACGGCUUCGAUCAUGUGCUGCAUGUCCUCCCCUAUCUCUCCCAACCUGUCAAUAAAAGCUAAAAUUGCCCCUAAAAAAUACAAAAAGGUUUUUUUUUUCCUCUUUUUUUUUUAAAUGUGUAACUAGGGCUGCACGAUUUUAGGCAAUCCUGAUUUUUUUUUCUCUGAAAACUCUAUUUUCGAUUGUGAUUUUUUUAUUCAGUGACAAACUUCACGAAAAAGUUUUUCUAUCAUCUCUCAAAACAAAACCACUGAAAAUGAUGUUGUGCAUAUGCCAGUCGAUUAAGUGGCGCUGUAACGCUGCACAGGAAAUGCACAAAAGACAGAAGAAGAGUACGGAGCAUGUGUAUAAAGGUUGUUUUAGCUGGAUACACCCAGGCGCCAUAAAUGAGUUAUGCUGUAUGUCACAUGAUCGUUUGGAGAGAUGCAGAUAGAUAUCAAGAUGGAGGUGAAAUCGUUUAAGGAUUAAUGCACUCUCGUACCCGUUUCCAAAAAGUACCGUUUACAGUCACCUGAAACGCCAAUUCUACAAAAAACUUUUGCGUUUACUCCUGAAUUCGUUUCUGUGUGGGCAGGUUGAUAUCGCCUCCAGACAGACUUUGCACCAGGGAGUGGUUUGCUCUUCGUCCGAAACUGUGAAGCCGUACCAAUUCCAUACGACUGACUUGCUCUUGUCCUAUUUAGUCACGAAAUUAUCCCCUUCUUUUGCAAACGCCAUGUUUGUUUACACUGGUGUGUGUGGGAACUGGGGAGCCUACGGUGGCCUGGAGGCACGAGACAUGAUAGAGAGGGACAUUGAUUUGACGAUCGUCAUAAUUAAAUAAUCUGAUUACAAUCUAAAAUUGAUUUAUCGUGCAGCCCUACGUGUGACUCAAAUUUUAGAAAAAGAAAACGUUCAGACUCGGGACGUUGUCGUGACACGGCUUCUUCUGCUCUCCUCAGCUGCUAUGGAGCGGUGCAGUCUCUGAGCGGGGACGCAGAGAGGGAUGUGGCCGUGGAAGCGGUGGGACAGGGCGAGUGCAGCCUCUACAGCGAGGACACCGUCACUGAUGAGGAGGGUCGGUUCAGACUGAGGGGUCUCCUGGUGAGUAGGAGAGAAGCAUGUAAAAUUCCCAUCAGGAGGGAGGUCGAAAAACAAAGUUCAGUACCUCUGCAAUCAAGGCGACUGUGCAGAGCAUUUUAAACAGCGUCUCUGUCAAAUGUCAGACACACUCUGUAUCCUCUUGACCUUUUGACUUUACCGCUGUUUCCUUGUAGCCCGGUUGCAAGUAUCUCAUUCAACUACGAGCAGAAGGCAACGACCACAUCGAGAGAGCGUUACCACAACACAGAGCUAUAGAGGUAUGAACGACCAUCGAACUUUGUCAAUGUCAGAGUGUUUUUAAAGUUUGCUGUCUGAAAAAAAAAAAAACUUGACAAGAUAGAGAAACUUUUGUUCUUGAAUUGUAAAAAUAACUGUGGGAACUCUGUGAUUAUGACUUAUCAGCAGCCUUAUCACAUGACCCGCUUUUCUAUAUGCAGAACAAAAGCAGCGAUAAUCCCGCUGCAAGUUUCCAGCUCUCAGUUCAUAAUUUGAGUUGUCUGAAGAGUGAAGGCCUCCUAAUCUCUCUGCCGGGAGUGGAAACGCCUUAAUUCCACUUAAUUCUCUGUUAUUAUCACACCCUGUGACUCGUACAAAGCCUUAUCCACAGUUCACAUUCGGUGUUUUCUUUAUUAUGAAUUCAGGGUUUUAUCUGUACACUGAGCUUUGUGUUCCCCCCCUCAGGUCGGCAGCAGCGACAUUGACGGGGUCAACAUCAUCGCCUUCAGGCAAAUCAGUCAGUUUGACCUCAGUGGAAACGUCCACACGUCCCCCGAACACCUCGCAACGCUUUCAGUAUGAGUGCUUGGCUUUUUCUUUCCUGCUUUUUGACCUUUUACUGAAUUGAUGGUAAUAUCUGAAACUCCCCUGUUGGGCUGAAAAGAUUGUUUUAUUUCUUUGCCUCUCCUUUAUUUUACCAGGUAAAACUUUACAAGAGUGACAAUCUGGACAACCCACUCAACAGCGUGUCUUUGGGACAGUCCCUCUUCUUCCACUUCCCACCUCUGGACAGAGAUGGCGAGGUAUUUACAACCGUUUUUUCCCACAGUUACACACAGUUAGUUAUCUACGUUAUUGAAGGGCUGCCUAUCUUUAAUUUUUUAAAUUAAAUUCAAGGAUCCAAUCAAACUUGCUGUAUUUAUAUUGCACAUUUAAAAAAACAAUCAAGUUUAGCAAAGUGCUGCACAGACUGGUAAAUAAGUUCAAACACACAGAGGAAAUAAUAGAAUUUUAAAAAUAAUUAUAAUAAAACCACAUAAAAAACACUUUAAUAAUAAAGAAAUAAAUGAAAAUAAAAACACUCCAAGAGCAAAUAUUAAAAGGUGAAUAAAAGAACAGUCAGAGAACAACUCUGUGUCCGUUUUGUGGACAUUUGUCAUUUUUUUCAUCUUUAUUUUGAGCUGACAGUCACAUUUUUAAAUAUUGGGGCAUCGAAUUUGUUGAGAGUUUUUAUUUUUUUUCAUAUUUAAAAAAAAAAGUGUUGCCUGUCGUACUCUGUCGCCACAUUUUAGCUCCAUCCACCCUACUUUGUCAGCAAAACGGACAAUAGAAUUCCAUUAAAAACACGUUUUUUUGAGCGUGUUUGUGGCACCAUAACAACAUAUUAAAACCUUUUUUUUCAGUCAUUCGAUCACCACGGCUCUGAAUUUUACUUUUCAACAUUCAUACAACAGAUUGUACCAGCGUGUAAUUUGAAAUCCUUCUGUGGCGCGCACAAAGGUCUUCAUUUGUGGACUCGGUGUGUUUGAAGUGCUAUUUCAUUCACUAAACAUCAUCAGAAUUGAAUGAAACUUUACGUGCCACUAGAUAUGGAUGUGUAAGAGUGGGAUAUGUGUGUAAGGAAAUGCUUGUGUGCUCCUGCGUGUAUGCACGGGUGCGAAUCUGCAUCCAUGUUUAUAAUUGUGCAUGCCAUGAGCGGAGUUUUUACAGUCAAAAAUACGAUGUCGAAGUUCUGCAGUGUGGGACAAAGAGAGGAGGACAUUUGGACAAUUUCAACUUUGCCCUCACUUUGGAAAGAGUGGAUGGACAUGCAUGAUGAUGCACAGGUCCUUCAGAUCGAAUUUUUUAUUCAUUAUUUUUUUAAUGGUCAUUAUUAUUAUCAUUAUCAUCAUUAUUAUUUUAUGAACAUUUAACUGCAUGUCCGUUUUGUGGACAUGCAGGCUGGAUGGAGCUUAAAAUUAACAGGAACCGAGGUUAAAAGCCAAAGAGUAAAAAUAUGUUUUGUUUAAAAGUGGUAAAUGUUGAAGCUGCUGUCCUGUAGACCUCAAAGAUCUUGGGGGAGUGAAGCUUUGAAGGAUGACCGAGGACUAAAUCUACAGAUCCAGACGAGCUGUUCUUGUGUCUAAAGUCGCUUCCUUUCUCUCUCUCUCAGAGCUACGUGCUGAUGCUGUACUCCACACUGUCCCGCUCCCAGUACGACUUCACUCUACCUCAGGUCUCCUUCACCUCCACCGGCUACCACAAGCACGUCACGCUCACCUUCAACCCGACUGUAAGCUUUUUUUGUUAGCCUGGUGAUGAACCUGCUUUUAGAUUCUGUCCGUCUGUUGGACUGCUCUCACCUCAGGCCGUGUGUUUAUCCCUGUUUUCCAACAGCGUAAAGUGCCUGACCAAGACGUUGCCCAGGGCUCCUAUAUAGCUCUGCCUCUGACUCUGCUGCUCCUGUUAGCGGCUUACAACCACGAGAAGGUACUCCACCCUUCACCUGCUGCACAAAAUAUGUUCAAAGAGCUCGUGUUGUCUGAGCGUCAACUUUCUAAAUCAGUUAUGCUGUGUCUUAGCCAAACCUGCAUGUGUGUGUGUGUUUCUGUUGCGUCUAUUGCAGGUGAUCCCCCUCCUGUUACAGCUCGUGAAUCGCAUCCAGGGAGUGAGGAGCAUGGCUCAGGCCAGCGGGGACAGCGCCGUUCUAGACGAAGCCAAACGCCAGGCCAAGAGACAGAAGGCCAGGCGUACAUGA
Molecule: messenger RNA, 12726 nt
Organism: Xyrichtys novacula (pearly razorfish)
Lineage: Eukaryota; Metazoa; Chordata; Actinopteri; Labriformes; Labridae
Source: the annotation of a GenBank genome assembly